UUGUUUUAUUUUAUCUUUCUAUGGUGGAAUGGUCAGUCUUAUUAGAAAUUUAAAUACAUCAGGGAGCUGUAUAUUUUGACUCAUCUCAUAACAUGGAUGACGAAGAAUAUCUUCAACCUGUAUUAACUUCUCAAGAAGAACAUUUUCAUAAAUUGGAUACUGUUUUAAUUACAUUUAUCCCUCUUAUAUUUGGUGUGUCUUUAGAAAUUACAGGAAUUAUAUUUAUAGCUGUAUGGCCUGAAGAAAAUAAUAAAUGUGAUACAUAUUUUAUAUACUUAUAUCUUCACUGUGCAUAUUGGUUGUUAAUAAUGUUAACAGAUCAUUUAGUAAAAAGAAAACAUCAUAAGCUUCGUAUUUAUGGAUAUCUUGAUUUUUAUCAAUCAACAUACCAACAAAUAAGAACACCUCUUUUCAUAGCAUCGUUAUGGAUAACAUGUUAUUUAUUAUUGGCUGUGUUUUUGCAUCACACACAUAAAGUUAACUAUGAACAAUAUUGUCGUGCAUCAGAAUGGUUCACACCUCUAAAUUAUAUAGUGCUCUUGACUACAUUGGAACUUAUAAUUAUCGUACCAGUUUAUAUAAAUUAUAUUAAACAAGUUUUAAGAUUUAAUCGAUUACGUCCACCAGCUGAUGUUGCUAGAGAAGAAUGGUUAUCUUCUUUUACUCAAGAUACGUAUGCAGGUAGUAAUGAAGUAGGUUAUCAUCAUAGAGAAUCUAAUUUAGAAGAAUUGCUUGAAAAACAAGCGGAUUUAAUAAGAUAUUUAAGAGAUCAUAAUGUUAAAUUAAGUCAUAGAAUGAUGCUAUUGGCAGCCCAACGUAGAUUACCUGAAGCAUGAGAUUCUGACAGAGUACAAGCCUUAUAUGUAUAAGUGAUGUUUUAUCAUAUAUAUGUAAUUAUAAUAUUAAGAAUACGAGACGAAUAUUUUCAUUUUAUAAUUUCGUUCAUUUUUGCUGUUAUGUUAAUGUUUUCCAUUAUUUUUUUUUCCCCCCCGUUUUUAUUUCUGAAUGCACUAAUUUUUAAUAACAUU
Molecule: messenger RNA, 1028 nt
Organism: Apis mellifera (honey bee)
Lineage: Eukaryota; Metazoa; Arthropoda; Insecta; Hymenoptera; Apidae
Product: transmembrane protein 192
Exons: 4
Coding region: 93-836 (247 amino acids)
Cellular component (GO): lysosomal membrane; late endosome
Source: RefSeq, a predicted model, not a curated record